AUGAGCAGGAACAACGGCAAGGCGUCGAAGCUGGAAUUCCUGAGGAUGGGCCUGUCGAGGGCGAGGGGCGGGUCUUCGACGACGGCGCGGCCUGGCGGGGAGAGCCGGAACAACGGCAGCACGACGUCGCCGCGCCGGGUGUCUUCCUCGUCCUCGUCCACCGCGUCGCCGCCGAGCUCGUGCGUGUCAUCCGAGGGCAGCCCAGACGCGGCUGCGGCCGCGCCGCCAGUCGUCGGCGGCGCGGCGCCCAUGGUCCUGGCCGGGUGCCCCCGGUGCAUGAUGUACGUGAUGCUGUCCCGGGAGGACCCCAGGUGCCCCCGGUGCCACAACGCCGUGCUGCUCGACUUCAACGACGGCGACCAGCGCCGCCCGCGUCAGCGCCGGUGA
Messenger RNA from Miscanthus lutarioriparius, 387 nucleotides. The record is from the annotation of a GenBank genome assembly. NCBI's taxonomy places the organism in Eukaryota, Viridiplantae, Streptophyta, Magnoliopsida, Poales, Poaceae.